GCUCGUUGCAAUUGCGUCAUACCCUUGAGACCUCUCCAACAUACAACGAUGGGACUGAAGCAAGAGAGCGCUAAUAAGACCUUUGGAGGCACCUUGACCAAGUAUGAGCUCACAGCCGACAAGCUAGGCCAGCUCACGACCAAAAUCAACGUCUUUGUACCUGGCGGCUCUGGGAAAUUCCCCGUGCUGCUCUAUCUCGCCGGUCUGACCUGCACAGAGGACAACGGCGCACAGAAAGGUGGCUUCUUCCAAUCUGCAGCGGAGCACAAGAUAGCACUCGUCUUUCCGGACACGAGCCCGAGAGGAGCAAAGAUCGAGUCCGAGGAUGACAGCUUUGACUUUGGGAGUGGAGCGGGCUUCUAUCUCGAUGCUACGAAGGAACCGUGGUCAAAGCAUUACAACAUGUCGAGCUAUUUGACCGAAGAGCUGCCGGCAUUGCUCAAAGAGGCCGAUCUGCCUCUUGACUUGAGCAGAACGUCUCUGAUGGGUCACUCCAUGGGCGGCCACGGUGCCAUCUCGCUCUACCUGAGGCAUCCUCAGCUAUACAAAUCUGCCUCUGGCUUCUCCCCGAUUGCAAAUCCGACGCAAUGCGGCUGGGGCGAGAAGGCCUUCAAAGGUUACCUGAAGGGUGGCGUCGAGGAAGGCAAGAAGUAUGACUCGACAGAGCUCAUUGCAGGCUUCAGGGGCAAAGACGUUCAUAUUCUCAUUGACCAGGGAACCGGCGAUGACUGGUACAAGAAGGGUCAGCUAUUGACGGAGAACUUCCAAAAGGCGGCGGGUCAAGCGGGUCUGAAUGAGGAGAGCGUCAAGAUCAGGAUGCAAGACGGAUACGACCACUCGUACUUCUUUAUCUCUACUUUUGCUAGUGAUCACGUCGCAUUUCACGCAAAGUACUUGCAUGCAUGA
This is a messenger RNA of Mixia osmundae IAM 14324, 906 nucleotides long. RefSeq lists its product as uncharacterized. Gene Ontology annotation, biological process: formaldehyde catabolic process. Gene Ontology annotation, molecular function: S-formylglutathione hydrolase activity. Bases 49 to 906 code for a protein of 285 amino acids. The record is from RefSeq and is a predicted model, not a curated record. NCBI's taxonomy places the organism in Eukaryota, Fungi, Basidiomycota, Mixiomycetes, Mixiales, Mixiaceae. The transcript is spliced from 4 exons. Gene Ontology annotation, cellular component: cytosol.